Ochlerotatus camptorhynchus is the source of this 3157-nucleotide messenger RNA. It is a transcript of the gene MED25, whose product is annotated as Mediator complex subunit 25. Bases 182 to 3067 code for a protein of 961 amino acids. The record is from RefSeq and is a predicted model, not a curated record. Gene Ontology annotation, cellular component: mediator complex; transcription regulator complex. NCBI's taxonomy places the organism in Eukaryota, Metazoa, Arthropoda, Insecta, Diptera, Culicidae. The transcript has 5 exons. Gene Ontology annotation, biological process: positive regulation of transcription by RNA polymerase II.
AGUUUUUCUGCAACAAUUUUUUUAUAAAUUUUUCGGAGAAUUUCUUGGAUAAUUUGUAUUAUUUGUAGUGUUUUCUACAUUCCUGAAAGUGAAUAACAUGUGUAGAAUAGUUAAGGCAUAAAGUGAAUUAAAUAAGCAAGUGAUUAAUUACUAUUGUGUGCAGAGUAUUGACGGUGAUAAAAUGUCUUCGGAGAUCCUGUUCGUCAUCGAGGGCACCGCAAUCAACGGGGCCUACAUGAACGACAUGAGGAGCAACUACAUAAUUCCGACGCUGGAGUACUUUUCCCAGAGUACGGUCGGGGAUGAUAGGGGUGGCGAUAGCUAUGGGACGGACAAGAAUGGCAACCAGUACGGGAUUGUGGUGUACAAGACGGCUCAGAGUUUGCCCGGGGUUUGCUGUACCACUUUCGGACCGUACAACAGCGCUCACAAGAUGCUGGGUGCGCUGGAGAAGUUGGAACUGAGUGGUGGUAAGAGUGAAUCAAAUGCCAACCUGGCGGAGGGUCUGGCCACGGCGUUGGUAUGCUUUGAUGAUUUCGACGAACUGCGGGAGAAUGGAAUGAAGGUGCACAAGUACUGCAUUCUGAUUGCGGCUAGUUCGCCGUACUCGAUGUACGUGACGGAGUGCUAUGCUUACGAGAAUAAGAACGUCGAGCAGCUGGUGGGGUUGUUCCUGGAGAAGAAUAUCAAUUUAUCGAUCAUUUCACCAAGGAAGAUUCCGGUGCUAUUUAAGUUGUUUGAGAAGUCGGGAGGGGAUUUGAGUUCGUGCAGUACGAAGAACUACUGCAAAGAUCCGCGGCAUUUGGUGCUGCUGAAGGGGUUUAGUUUGAAGGAACGUCCGGUGAGUCCUCCGGCGAACCAGAUCAGUCACAAUCAGGCGGGAAGUAUGCCGAGCCCGAAUCCGAAUCAGCAGCAACCGGUUGGCCAGCAGAACGUGAUGGAUAAUGUGAAUAUGAAUGCAAUGGGGAACAAUCCGGCUAUGCGUGGUCCAAUGGUAAAUCAGCAGGUUGGAAUGCAGCAGCAGCAGCAGUUACAGCAACAACAGCAACAGCAGCAGCAGCAACAACAGCAACAGCAGCAGCAGCCGUGUAGGAUGAACUUCCCGCAGGGCCACAUGAACAACCAAAUGUUUCCCAAUCAGAUGGCAACCCAGCAACAACAGGGUGUUGGUGGGUUGACCUACCAGCAACAAUUGCAACAACAACAACAACAGCAACAACAGCAGCAGCAGCAGCAACAGCAGAUGCGAUGGAUGGCUCCACCUCAGGCUCAGGCUCAGGCUCGCAAUUUCAUGCAACCUGGCGCUGGAAUGAACGGAAACCAGGGUCGACCACAGCAACAGCAACAACAACAACAACAACCAAAUCAAAUGAUCGGAAACAAUCCUCAGACAAAUUCGGUGCUAAUCUCACAGCUUACGACUCCACCGCAUACGAUGAGCGCCCAGCAGAUGAACCAGGCCAACAAUCCUCAAAUGCGCAUGCCGUUCGUCAACAAUUGUCUCCAACCGCAGCAGCAACAACCUGGCCAGCCGAUGCCUCAGCAAAGCAUGCUACAGCAGCAAAUGAUGGCCCAACAGCAGCAGAAUAUGCAAAACAUGCAAAACCAGAUGGGAGUUCCCGGGAAUCAAAUGGGUGGACCAAUGGGAGGUCAAAUGAUGGGAGCCAAUCAGCAGCAACAGUUGCAACAACAACAACAACAACAACAACAACAACAGCAGCAGCAGCAGCAACAACAACAACAGCAAGGUGGAAUGCCGAAUCAACAACAGAUGAGUAUGACACAGCAACAACAACAACAACAACAACAACAACAACAACAGCAGCAGCAGCAGCAACAACAACAACAAAUGGGUCAGCCAGGGCAGCAGCAAAUGGGUCAGCAACAGCAGACCACCAAUCAGCUGCCUCGGGAGCGUAUCUGGUCCGGAAUAUUGGAAUGGAUCGAGAAGCCGAACAAGAACGACUCGACCAAAGUGACCCGACAGGUGCCCUGCUCGGUGACGGCCAACAUUCGCGACGGGGAACCGGAAAUCAAAGCGGAUAACUGGCCUCCUCGGUUGAUCAUGCAGUUGAUGCCGAAAGCUCUGGUCGGAAGCGCCGGAGGGCAGUACAUAAAGGAAUCGAAAACCGUGGUCUUUAUACCGCAACCGUGCGAAGCGCUAGAUGCCCUUUCCAAAGUGAUGGGCUCUGGAUUCGCUGGUUGUGUCCACUUCACCACAUCGCCCAUCUGCGACAUUAAGGUACUUAUCCUUCUGUACACCGCCGAGAAGAAGGCAUACCUGGGAUUCAUCCCGAACAAUCAGCUUGCCUUCGUUGACCGGCUGAAGAAGGUGAUCAUGCAGAACAAGAACAUGCAAGCCGCCAAUCAACAAACCGGUCAAAGUUCCAGCAUGGGCAUGCAAGGACCUCAGGGUGGAAUGACCGCUCAGCAACAGCAACAGCAAGUUCAACAACAGCAACAACAACAACAAGUUCAGCAACAGCAACAGCAGCAAGCUAAUCAACAAAUGAUGGGAGGUCCAAUGGGACCCGGUCCCGGUCAAAUGGUACCCGUCCCCGGGCAGAUGGUUCCGAGUGGAAUGCAGCAGGGGCCCCGCAUGGGCGGAAUGGUCAAUAUGCAACAGGAUCAAUUCAACUACGCCAACAUGGGCAACCAGCAGAUGCAGGACCCGAGUAUGCAGAUGACCCAGGAACAACAGUAUAAAAUGUUGCUUCAGCAACAACAACAGCAACAACAACAACAGCAGCAGCAGCAACAGCAACAGCAACAGCAACAACAACAACAACAACAGCAGCAGCAACAGCAACAGCAGAGAGGCAUGGGAGGACCCAUGGGAAAUAUGGGCAUGAACGUCGCAAUGCAGAACCAGCGGAUGAUGCGACCGGUGCUUUCGAACAAUCCGGGAUUGCGCCAUCUGCUGCAACAGCAGCCGAAUCCUCAGUUCCGACAGCAGAUGGCCAUGGGGAAUCCCGGUGGCCUGGGGCAGAUGGGUGGACAGCGACCAAACUUGCAACCGAACCCGAACCAGGCACCUUUCGAUGAUGCAAACUUUGAUUUUAUGUAAUCUUCAUGUACGACGAUUGGUAAGUAGUUUCACUUCUCACAACCGCCGAAUCAUGGACGUUCCUAUUCGCGGGGAUUCGAAAUUAGAGUG